This is a messenger RNA of Knipowitschia caucasica, 1146 nucleotides long. Lineage: Eukaryota; Metazoa; Chordata; Actinopteri; Gobiiformes; Gobiidae. The record is from the annotation of a GenBank genome assembly.
AUGGAGGACGCUACUAUACAUGCCACAAAAGCACAGGACAAGACGGUGGAAUUGGAUGUGCAAUUCAUUAACCCCUAUAAAGGUCGUGGGGUGUUUGCCAAAUGCCAAUUUGGAAAGGGUGACUUCGUGGUUGAGUACAGAGGAGAUUUAAUAACUUGGGAAGAAUCACAAAGAAGGAGGAGGACUUACCACAGAGCGAGUGCCGUUUUUCUUUAUGAGUUCUACUGGAAGGAAAAAAUAUGGUGUAUUGAUGCAUCCCGAGAAGAUGGUAGCCUUGGACGACUCGUCAAUGAUGACCACAGGCACCCAAACUGCAAAAUGAAGAGGGUCAUAAUAGAGGGCAAACCACACCUUUUCCUCUUUGCAUUGAGGGAAAUUCAUCCAGGACAAGAAAUCCCAUAUGACUAUGGGGGAAAAGAUUGGCCAUGGAGAAAACAGACACUAGAACAAAGUGAUGCUGACGUUGAGUCAUCUGACAGUGCAGUCUUCUCUGCUGUUCUGGAAACUUCAGAGAGGCCCUCAACUUCCACCAUGAAGACACAAGAACAAACAAUUGAUGCUGACGUUGAGUCAUCUGACAGUGCAGUCUUCUCUGCUGUUCUGGAAACUUCAGAGAGGCCCUCAACUUCCACCAUGAAGGGCUUGAAUAAACCAGAACGUGUUUGUUCAUCAGUUGGAUUAAUUCCUUCCCUUGUUGACUACUCCGACUCUGACUCUGACUCUCAGGACCUAUGCACCAGUCCUGCCCAACAAAUAGAAAGCAGCAAGACUCAGAGUCUGGUUUCUGAUUCUGAUCUCAUACUCACCGACCAGGAGUCUAUUCCGCGGUUGAGGAGAACCAAGAGCAUACAGAUAAAAGAGAGGAUUGAAUUUGAUUCAGAUGACCUUUUUGAUCCCAUCUCUGACAACAGUGGAAGUGGAGAAGAAUACAUUCCUAAGAGUUGUGAGGAUUCUUCUGAAGAUACAGAUGGGCUUGUUUGUAAAAAAAGUCCUCUGGAGGCACAUAAAGACCUGCAAAUUCAGGCCGAAUAUUCCACUAAAACCUGGCAGAACACGUGUCCAGGCCCUCUGUGGCUUUACAGUGCCUCCACCGACAGGAGUAAAGGAAGAGCUGUGGAAACUAUUGAACAACAUGGUGCAAGAUGA